Lontra canadensis (Northern American river otter) is the source of this 1272-nucleotide messenger RNA. RefSeq names its product AP-1 complex subunit sigma-2-like. The record is from RefSeq and is a predicted model, not a curated record. The coding region runs from base 65 to 529 and encodes 154 amino acids. The transcript has a single exon. Gene Ontology annotation, biological process: vesicle-mediated transport; intracellular protein transport. Lineage: Eukaryota; Metazoa; Chordata; Mammalia; Carnivora; Mustelidae. Gene Ontology annotation, cellular component: membrane coat; AP-1 adaptor complex; intracellular membrane-bounded organelle. Gene Ontology annotation, molecular function: clathrin-cargo adaptor activity.
GCCGCCGCCGCCGCCGCCGGCGGAGCUCAGCCGCGCCCGCGGCCCGCGGCCGCCACGCAAGAUUAUGUUGCUUUUUAGUCGUCAGGGAAAGCUUCGACUGCAGAAAUGGUAUGUCCCACUAUCAGACAAAGAGAAGAAAAAGAUUACAAGAGAACUUGUUCAAACCGUUUUAGCACGGAAACCUAAAAUGUGCAGCUUUCUCGAGUGGCGAGAUCUGAAGAUUGUUUACAAAAGAUAUGCUAGUCUGUACUUUUGCUGUGCUAUCGAGGAUCAGGACAAUGAGCUAAUUACCCUGGAAAUAAUUCAUCAUUACGUGGAAUUACUUGACAAGUACUUUGGCAGUGUGUGUGAACUUGAUAUCAUCUUUAAUUUUGAGAAGAAUUAUUUUAUUUUGGAUGAGUUUCUUUUGGGAGGGGAAGUUCAGGAAACAUCCAAGAAAAAUGUCCUUAAAGCAAUUGAGCAGGCUGAUCUACUGCAGGAGGAAGCUGAAACCCCACGUAGUGUUCUUGAAGAAAUUGGACUGACAUAAUUCUCCUACCUUGUUGAUGACUUCUUGUGGCAUUUCACACACUGUAGAUGGUCACUGCCUUCAUGUCCAUGUUAGCUAAUGGUAUAAGAUGACGUCUUGUCAGUAUUACUGUUUUGCUAAGCUGCUUCAUUCAGGCCUACACAAAUUUUUUUUUUAAAGGGAAUUUUUGGUUAAUCAAGUGAUAACUUAAGGGACUUAAAUACAAAUUAGAACGAUGCAGAAAAAGAAAGGUACCUUUUCUGGAUAUUUUAAAGUUUAUAGAUCUGUUUCUCCCAAUCGAAUCAUGUUAUCUAUGAGAACGACAGAACCAGGCAUUUUACAUUCAUUAAUUACCGUCUUUGGCAAAGGAAACUGUUAAAUUAUAUGCAACCUGGCUUUAUGAAACCAAAGACUAGUGUGUAGCAUUUCAGCAUAUCUGAGAAUAAAGGGAAUCGAUACUCACAUAUCAAAUGAAUUAAAAUUUAACUGUUUAUAUUGAGACUUCAGAAAAAAAAACAAAUUUAUACCAAAGACCCUUAUUGGAAACUACACACUUAAAGGGAACACACAAAUGACUAAAUUGAAAUGAUGCGUUUUACACUAAAAAUUAUUUCUCCAGCAUUGCAAACCGGGGUCGAGGAACAGAGAUAGACUGUUUAAUAGUGAACACGUUACUUUUAAGGCCAAGGAACGUUCAAUUCCUGAGACAGAUUUUUUUCGUGGUCAUAACGAUUUAGUGACUUAGACAGCUUUCGAGGCCCCCA